Messenger RNA from Lycium barbarum (goji berry), 1813 nucleotides. Its product is annotated as factor of DNA methylation 3-like. Lineage: Eukaryota; Viridiplantae; Streptophyta; Magnoliopsida; Solanales; Solanaceae. The transcript is spliced from 6 exons. The record is from RefSeq and is a predicted model, not a curated record. The coding region runs from base 252 to 1589 and encodes 445 amino acids.
CGGUCACCAAGCCACUAAACGAUUCUGCGUAUUAAACUUGGUUUCCAAGUUAAGGGACAACCAUUAAAUAUUUAUAACACUUUCCCCUUUUCUUCAGUUUAUCACCGUAGCUCCUCCACUUCUCCUCUUCCUUUCCUUUGUCUUUGCAUCAAUCCUUAAAGAGAUUUCACUUCUAUUAGCUUGUGGCUUACACACGGCUAGAUUUCCUUAAUUGUGCCUGCCCUCGUGGUUUAGCUGUUAACAGCAUUGGAAUGAAAGUUGAAGGUCUUGAGAAGGGGAGUGAAUCAGUAUCAAGUAAAAUGGCUGAACUUGAGAAGGAGAAAGAAGCUGCAUUGAGCAAGAUAACUCAGCUUGAGAAGGAGAAAGAAGCUGCAUUGAGCAAGAUAACCCAGCUUGAGAAGGAAGGAGAAGCUGCACUUAGUAAGAUAGUUGCGGUAAAGAAGAAGAAACAAGCUGCAUUGUUUAAGAUAUACGAGCUUGAGAAGGAGCAAGAACGUACAGUGAAUAAGGUAGCUUUGCUUGAGAGGGAGGGAAAAGCUGCAUUCAGUAAGAUAGCUGUGCUUGAGACGGAGAAACAAGCUGCAUCAAGUAUGAUAGAGGAGCUUGAGGAGGAGAAAGAAUUCACAGCCAGGAAGAUAGAUUUGCUUGAGAAGGAGCUAAAAACUAAGGAAGAGAAAUUUGGAAAGUAUAAGAAUGCUCAGCUUCAAAAGGAGGAGGAGCUAAGAACCAAGUUCGAGGAUUUGAAAACGCGUACAAAUGCUGAGCAUAAGAUAGAGAAGGAUGCUGCCAUGAGUAAGAUAGCUAUGCUUGAGAAGGAGCUUGAAACUAAGGAAGUUAGAGCAUAUAAGCAAGCCGCAAGAGCUUUAAGGGAGAUCCAAAUUGAAGACAAAGAACCUAGGGAAAAGAUGAAAGAGUUGACAAUAACUAUGCAAAAGCUCACUGAGGAAAGAAACUACUGGGAAACUUUAGCUAAGCAGCUUAAGGGCAAAGAAAGCGAGACUGCUCAUGAGCUAGUAGAAGCUCAAAAAGAGAUGAUUAAGGUUCUUUCUGACCAUUACUCACAUAUACCGGGCAAAACCAUGACUUAUAAGCUUUGGAAUUGCAAGGAUGAUAGGAAAGCUACGCUAACAGAAGCCAUUUGUUUAAUGGGGGAAAAACUGAAGGAGGCAAAGAUCAAAGAUACAGGAUUUGUCAAAGUGGAUCAGUUGACGCCAGGAACGGAGGACAUCAAUCUAAUUGUCAAGGUCCUAAAUACUGCUAUGGUGGUUAACAAGAAUCAAAAGACCAGGCAGCAGUCCCGACGACCAUACAUAUGUUCUCGACCACAAAUCACACAUUUAGCUGAGAGCCUUGUCGGAGAUGAAACCGGAAGUAUCUUAUUCACUGCUCGUAAUGAACAAGUUGACUUGAUGGAGCCAGGUAACGUCUUACUUCUUUAUGGUGCGAAAAUCCAAAUGGAUCGAGGUUCCAUGAGGUUAGCUGUAGAGCAUCGUGUACAAAUCAUAAUCGCAGAACCUGCGGAAUUUGCUGUAAAUGAAGAAAACAAUUUGUCUUUGGUUGAGUAUGAGUUAGUAGAUGUUGAAGAAUGAUGAUGAAGAAAGAGUUCCACCUUAGACCUGCAGGAUGACUCUGCCCUAAGAAUGCCUUGGUGUAUAGUUUUGGAUUUUCUUGGCACAAAUCACUUGGUUGCCCAAAAGGCUAUUCGCUUGUAGCGUUUUAUAAAGCUUCGAAAUUGCAUACUGUUCUCAGCAGCGUGCUUCCUUCAUGAUGUCACUCUUAUAUCACUCUUUUAAUUCGAAAAGUUUUGGUGCCU